Molecule: messenger RNA, 636 nt
Organism: Colletotrichum paranaense
Lineage: Eukaryota; Fungi; Ascomycota; Sordariomycetes; Glomerellales; Glomerellaceae
Product: nitrogen starvation-induced glutamine rich protein
Exons: 3
Coding region: 1-636 (211 amino acids)
Source: RefSeq, a predicted model, not a curated record
AUGUCUGCGAACGAUUACUACGGAGGCGGCGGCCACAACCAGAACCAGGGAUACGGUGGACAGCAAGGAUACAACCAGGGCGGCUACGCACCUCAACAGCCCACCUAUGCACAGGGCCAGCAACACCACGGCAGCGGCGGCUACCCCCAGCAGUCACAUUCUCCGUACCAACAGGGCGGUGGCUACAACGCCCCUCCCCAGCAGCAGCACGGAUACGGCGGACCCCAACAACCCACCUACGCCCAGGGCAACCAGCACCAGCAAAGUUACGGCCACGACAACCGAGACAGCUUUUCCCACAACCAGCAACUGCAACAUGGCGCACCUCAGUAUGGUGGACAGUCCCAAUAUGGCGGCCAGCCUCAGUAUGGUGCUGGUCCCGGCGGUCCUGAUCAGGAUAAGGGCCUCGGCGCAACAUUAGUCGGUGGCGGAGCGGCUGGAUGGGCGGCGCACAAGGCCGGCGGCGGUUUCAUUGGAACUGUGGGCGGUGCGAUUCUUGGCGCUAUUGGUGCCAAUAAGAUAGAGCACGCGUUGGAAGACCGAAACGACAAGAAGAAGCAUAAGAAAAAGCAUGGCAAGAAGGACGGGCACCGCAAGCGCAGCGGUAGCAGCAGUUCGAGCUCCAGCAGCAACUAG